Molecule: messenger RNA, 1117 nt
Organism: Xyrauchen texanus (razorback sucker)
Lineage: Eukaryota; Metazoa; Chordata; Actinopteri; Cypriniformes; Catostomidae
Exons: 6
Coding region: 1-636 (211 amino acids)
Biological process (GO): DNA integration
Molecular function (GO): nucleic acid binding
Source: RefSeq, a predicted model, not a curated record
AUGAAAGAGUUGGGUGUAGAGCAUCAGUUGUCCACCACGUAUCUUCCAGAAUCACAAGGAGCUCUGGAAAGGAUCCAUCAAACCCUGAAGUCUUUGUUGCGUACAUACUGCACUGAGACUGGUAAAGGUUGGGUGGAAGUUAACAAUGCUGUUAUCUUGUCUUCUGUGUACCCUCCUGAGUUAGAUGGUCAUUUGAGUAAGGAUGCCAUUUCAUCAUGUGUAUACGUCCAUGGCUUUUGGCAUGGGAAAUGCACCAGCAACAUUCCAGCGGUUGAUGUUGAAGACCGUGACACAGUGACUGAAGGUCAGAACAUUUCACUCACCUGUAACACCAGCUGCGCUCUAAACCUGACUGCCAACAGUCACACCUUCAUCUGGUACAAGAACAAGACACGUUUGGGUCCUGAACACUCCAGUAAUAAACUGAAUCUGAUCGCUGUCAGCAGUGCAGAUACAGACAGAUACUCCUGUGCACUCAAAGACCUGGAAACAUUCGCUUCUGAAGAGAGACUCAUCACUGUCAAUCACAGCUAUGUGUGGAAUAAGAGAACUGGAAUCUUGAUGCUGUAUUGUCUACUGAUUCUUGUGAUUCUGCUGUUUAUGCAUGCAGCUCUUUGGAUGAAAAUGACAAUGUGAACUGAAACGUCGCAGCACUGGCCGAGACCUUUGUCCUGGAGGAGAGAGAACGGUCACAUCAGGAUGAAGUUCAGUUCUCACAUGUUCAUUUCAGCAAAUUUACAAACGAUCAAUUUCCUGCAGUGUCUGCAGCAGAUGUCCAGUACGUGCCCACUGAAGUCAGAGAGCACAGUAUUGCCACCUAGUUUAGAAAAGAUUAACAACAACAAUGACUCCCUUUACAUUUUAUUCAUUUAGUAGACACUUUUUAUCCAAACCAUCGUAUUGUGCAUUUACUGUAAGCUGUUGGUGGUGUUAUCAUGAUCUUGCAUAUUUAUAUGACUUGUAUUUGUACAAUCGCAGUUUAUCAAUUUCUUAUUAAUAAUAUUCAUGCUGUAAUAUAAUAUAACACCAUAUCAUUGGUUUGUGCAAUCUCAGUGACAGUUGAACAGUUUCACUGCUAUAUUCAUUCUAAAUCUGAAUCAAUUGUCUGCAAUGAAGU